Messenger RNA from Phacochoerus africanus (Common warthog), 2542 nucleotides. It is a transcript of the gene C15H10orf105, whose product is annotated as chromosome 15 C10orf105 homolog. NCBI's taxonomy places the organism in Eukaryota, Metazoa, Chordata, Mammalia, Artiodactyla, Suidae. The record is from RefSeq and is a predicted model, not a curated record. The coding region runs from base 90 to 467 and encodes 125 amino acids. The transcript has a single exon.
UGGCAGUGCCCAGUGCCCAUCAAAGUCCCCUCCCUCCCCAAUCUCGAGUCCAGCUAAUUUGCUUCUGUCCCAUUCCUUUCGCAGGAGCCAUGAGCUCAGAGGGCCCCAGCCCCUUCACCUUCCUCACAGCUCCUGCCACUCAGGUGAGCCCCUCCGAGGUGGUGUACCCUCUUCCCGUGCUCAUUGCCCUAGCCUGCAUCUUCCUCCUGCUGGCCACCUGCCUGCUCUUCAUGACCCUCUGCAAGCCCGCCGCGCUGGACCCCCGCCGCCGCCGGGCCCGUGAGUGCAUGCCCCACCACCCCGGGAGUCCCAGCGAACCCCAGCUUCGGCUCUGGAAGCGCCUGAGCUCGCUGCGUCGCUCCCUGUCCCUGCACAGCUUCCGCCGAGGCCGACCUGCCCCUCGGCGCCCCCUGCCGGCCCAGGGUGACAACCACGACUGCGACUGCACAGAAUCUACCAAGAUGUGAUGGGGGGAAUCCCCCUGCUCCAGGAUCCACCCGCAGGCCCUACUACCUAGGAAGGAACCUGGCGCCACCGGCUGCAGGACAGUGGCCCAAACAACAGGGGCCACACGCUGGCUCCCAGGGUGCCCAAGCCCAUGGCCUCUCCCUGCAGACUCUCUAGCUGCUGCCUGAUGGAAGACUGUUGGACCAACCACUAGGCACCUGCAGCCAUCAGAACCCUUGGCUCAGGGCUCUGAUGGUAGGAACCUGGGGCUCCCAGGGCCCCUCUCUAACAGCCAGGCUCCAACCAUCUCUAGGAAGAAGUGCUCUUGCUUCCCAACAGAAGCCCUACCUACCCUCCAGGUGCCAAAGCCCAGCUCAGAUUCCAGUGUGAGCUGUUAAAUGGCCAAAGAGUCCCUCCAGCCAAGUGAAAUACUCAAUCCUCACUGGCGGCAUGGGAAUGCCCUGCCCUCUGUGCCAACUUGGUGCCCAAGGCGAAAGGAAACCCAGGGACUCCUCUCCUCGGACUUCCUGGGCCCUGCCAGCACUCGCCUGCGAUCCACGGGAGCAGCCAGCACCCUUGUGGUGGAUCAGAGGCUGGGUGCCUGAUGGGAGGAGGGACAAGCGGGAGGCUCUCAAUACCAUUCAGCCAAUCACAGUCUUGGCUGUCACCUUGGCGUGCACCCUCCCCCAGUGCACCUGCACCAGGAUGGAUGUGGAGGGGCCAGGUAUGAGUUAAGAAGCUCUUGCAGGAGCUGGGAACAGUGCUGUAUCAGAGCAGGAGGAGGCUCUGUCAGCAGCUGGAGGUGAUGCUAUCUGGGCUCUAAAGACACAUCACAGUGGCUCUAUCCUCACCCAGGGAAGGAGGUGGCCUUCCUUCCAAUGGGGGAUGGUUCAGAUCUCUCCAGGACAGCUAUAGGCCCUGGACCACACAAGGUGUGCUCUCUGCAUUUUUGCAACUGCUUCAUUGACUGGCUACUGUUAAAGUGAUCCCCGGUGGGCCUCUCAGAAUCCCCAGAUGCCAACCUCUCCUCACAAGGCUGGGGCUAAACAUUCUGGUUGGGUCCCCAGUCUGGGGAGUGGGCAGAGGCAUCUGAGCUGCACAUAUCCUGCCCCAGCAAGUCAUUGGGCCAGGGUCGCUUUGGACCCCACCCCUGGGGGCUGUUUUACCCUACCCUGCUAUGACCAACAGUGUAGCGAGCCGAACUUCCUCAAAGCGUGAACUCCAUUUUUGCCACUUCUAAACCUUCACUGGCUCCCUAGUGCUGGAAUAAGCCAGAGCUUCUUGGUGUGGUGUUUGGUGUCCACUAGGAACUGACUGAGAACAACCCUUCUAGCUUCAUCUUGACCCAGCACACACUGAAAAACCUGUCCUCUCCUAGCUACGGCUUAUGCCUCACUUGGUAUCCCCUCCGGGAAGCCGUCUUUGCUCUCCAGCUGAAGCCACCUCCUGCCUGAAACCAAGGGAGGACGAGGCUCACUUCCUCUCAGCAGGGUGGGUCAUCCCUGCCUGUGCUCCCCCUUCCUAUGAGCUUGGAAGCUCCCAGAAAGCAGAACCGUCUAGCCCCUCACUCUGCCUCAUCUGCUCUGGGCACACAACUAGGGGGCCUGUCACUGAGGGAAGGGUGGCCCCGUCUAGUCCUUGGGGAGUCCCCUUCUUCCCUCAGACACCCCUCCAGAGAAGCUCUCUCGCCAAGCAGGCCUGUUGGACAGUCUGACGUCAAAGAGUGAGUCCAUCUGGACCAGAAACUUAUUUCCGGGGCCUUGGUGAAAUCGCCAGCGCCUGAAUUUCUCCCCGAGAGACAGAGAAUCGGGGCUGCCUAUAUUACUUAACGGGCUUUAGGAUUCUGGUCUGAGAACUGCUGUGUAAACAGAAACCAAUUUUUGGGGUUUAGAAAGCGGGGAAGGCCUCCUCCCGCAGUACCUUGUUCCCCUCUCCCUUCCAGCUUAGUAACUCGUCCUGGUUUGUCCCUCCCCAGGUCUCCCUGAGACCUUCCAUCCAGGCUGAAUUCUGCCUGUAGUCAGUCAGCCCGCCACCUGCUGGCCAGAGGGCUCUGCCUGGCACUUGGUGUCAUGGGGGGAGGGGCAGUAAGGCUGCC